This is a messenger RNA of Prinia subflava (tawny-flanked prinia), 2362 nucleotides long. RefSeq names its product YTH N6-methyladenosine RNA binding protein F1 (gene YTHDF1). Bases 116 to 1822 code for a protein of 568 amino acids. The transcript has 4 exons. Gene Ontology annotation, cellular component: cytoplasm. Gene Ontology annotation, biological process: mRNA destabilization. Gene Ontology annotation, molecular function: N6-methyladenosine-containing RNA reader activity; mRNA binding. NCBI's taxonomy places the organism in Eukaryota, Metazoa, Chordata, Aves, Passeriformes, Cisticolidae. The record is from RefSeq and is a predicted model, not a curated record.
GAGGAGGCGCCGCCGCCGCCCCUCCGCCAGGCCCCGGAGCUCCGCGCCGCGCCGAGCGGCCCUGCCUCGUCCCCCGGCGCUCUCUGCUGAACCACGGCGGCCCUGUGCAUGAAUUAUGUCUGCCACAAGCGUUGACCCUCAGAGACCGAAAGGACAGGAUAAUAAAGUACAAAAUGGUUCAUUACAUCAGAAGGACACAGUUCAUGACAACGAUUUUGAACCUUACCUUUCCGGGCAGUCAAAUCAGAACAGUAGCUAUCCAUCAAUGACUGAUCCUUAUCUGUCCAGUUAUUAUCCACCAUCUAUUGGGUUCCCCUAUUCUCUCAGUGAAGCACCAUGGUCUACAGGAGGAGAUCCUCCUAUCCCUUAUCUCACCACCUAUGGACAGCUCAGUAAUGGGGAUCAUCAUUUUAUGCACGAUGCCGUUUUUGGACAGCCUGGGGGUCUGGGAAAUAAUAUCUAUCAACACCGGUUUAACUUUUUCCCUGAAAAUCCUGCCUUCUCAGCAUGGGGAACAAGUGGAUCCCAAGGACAGCAGACACAAAGCUCAGCAUAUGGGAGCAGUUACAGCUACCCUCCCAGUUCUCUGGGGGGUACCAUUGUGGAUGGACAAACAGGAUUUCAUAAUGAUACGUUAAAUAAAGCUCCUGGAAUGAACAGUAUUGAGCAGGGAAUGGUUGGACUUAAGAUUGGUGGAGAUGUUACAACUUCUGCAGUGAAAACAGUAGGUUCUGUUGUUAACAGUGCCGGGAUGACAGGUGCCCUGUCUGGGAAUGGUGGAUCUAAUGUAAACUUGCCAGUAUCUAAACCAACCUCUUGGGCUGCUAUUGCCAGCAAGCCUGCAAAACCACAGCCUAAAAUGAAAACAAAAACUGGACCUGUAAUCGGGGGAGCGUUGCCUCCUCCCCCUAUAAAGCAUAAUAUGGACAUAGGUACUUGGGACAAUAAGGGUCCUGUGGCAAAAGUCCCUGCCCCUCAACAGAUCCCUUCUCCUCAGUCUGUCCCACAGCCACAGCAACCAAUUGUUCAGCCUGUUCCAGCUCAGCCUCCUCCAUUGACACAGCCACAGUAUCAGAGCCCUCAGCAGCCACCCCAAAACCGCUGGGUAGCUCCUCGCAACAGAAACGCAGCUUUUGGCCAAAGCGGGGGAACUGGGAACGACACCAACUCAGCUGGCAGCACCCAGCCCAACCCGGUUCCGAGCGCCGAGUCCCAUCCUGUCCUUGAAAAACUGAAAGCUGCUCACAGCUAUAACCCUAAAGAUUUCGAAUGGAACCUUAAAAAUGGACGUGUGUUCAUAAUAAAGAGCUAUUCCGAGGAUGAUAUUCAUCGUUCCAUUAAAUAUUCUAUUUGGUGUAGUACGGAACACGGCAACAAACGCCUGGACAGCGCUUUUCGCUCCAUGAACAGCAAGGGCCCCGUGUACCUGCUGUUCAGUGUCAAUGGCAGUGGACACUUCUGUGGAGUAGCAGAGAUGAAAUCACCUGUGGACUACGGCACCAGUGCAGGUGUCUGGUCUCAGGACAAGUGGAAGGGGAAAUUUGAUGUCAAGUGGAUCUUUGUGAAGGAUGUGCCCAACAACCAACUGAGACACAUCAGGCUGGAGAACAAUGACAACAAACCCGUUACAAACUCCCGUGACACACAGGAGGUGCCCUUAGAAAAAGCAAAACAAGUGCUUAAAAUUAUUGCUACUUACAAGCACACGACCUCCAUCUUUGAUGACUUUUCUCAUUAUGAAAAGCGCCAGGAAGAGGAGGAGGUGGUGCGGAAGGUAAACUUAUUAAAAAAUUUAUUUUAUACACAGAUAUGGGGAAAAUGAAAUGUGAAGGCUGCUAUGGUGGAAAAAUGUAAGUAGGAAUUCAAAAUGUUUUUAAUACAUCUCAACUUGAUGGUUUCUUGUGUGUUUAACAACACAAAGCUUAUGCUUAUUUCUUUGUGAAAGUUUCACAAGUCAUUGAGUUUCAAAGCAGAAAGCUAAGCAGUAAUACGGGUAAAGGACUUUGUCCAGUUUAUUGGAGUUUGAUUUAUUUUUUAUCUUAAAGUGGUUAAUAGAAAAUAGUUUCUGUUUCAGAAUUGGGUUCUGCCAGUGAUUGUCACUUAAGUUUUUUGCCUUAAAUAUGAGGUGUUUUAACACUGUUUGACUGCAACUGGGCUAUCAAAAUUGAUACCUGUAUUGGUAUUUGAAAUUUGUACAUCACCUUUAAGAAUAAGAAACCUGAUUUUUGUUCAUUCAGUUUAUCUCUCUGGAAAAGAAAGAGUUGCAUAAUAUUGCUGGAAUAGUGCUAGAAAGAGUGCAUUUAUGCUGCUGAAGUCACAUGUAUUAUUUGGAUAAAUAAAGGUUUUCAGUUCUCAGGUUUAA